Molecule: messenger RNA, 9152 nt
Organism: Amoebophrya sp. A120
Lineage: Eukaryota; Dinophyceae; Syndiniales; Amoebophryaceae
Source: the annotation of a GenBank genome assembly
CAUAGAUACAACCAUGUUGUAGUAGAAAGAUCGAUGUAUAAAUCAAACCUAAACGAAAGGAGAUGGAGAACCCCUCCAAAAAUCCUAAAAAUUCUUGUUAAACCAAAACAAGAAGGACCCAAGAACGACCCGCACGACAAGGACAACCCGGGAUUUUUAUCAAAAUGGUCGGCUCUGUAUUUUUAGCUCCGCACACGACGUGGUCGCAGUCGCACUCGGCGCACCUUCACUUUCUCCCCCUCGCCGAGGAUCCACUUUCUAGAACCACUACGUCUUUCUACCUGGACUGCGACGAGGAGCCAGGAAUCUGGAGCGUCUCGCAGGGACCCAAAGUGAAUUUCACAAAAGCCUACGAACGGUUUUACCGAGAGAAGCUACGGGAUCUGAAAGCGAUUUUUGCGACAAAUAACGCACCAGGAGGUUCAUUUUAUCCUUUGGACUCCAGCUUUACCGCCAAGCACGCGCGGUUGCAGCCGGCCUACGCCAUGGUGGACUCUCUCGGCAUUGACUACAGCAAUAAGAUAUGGAUUGCAAAAGUGUCUGGGUCUGGAAGGUUGCAACUUGUAAUGCUGUCUUUGGAUUCCAAAAAAAUGUGUAUUGCAUGACCAGCAACAGGACUCCAGUUUGUGCUACGUGGAGAGGGCAUUUCUCAUGCGAAAUAGGCAUUAGGAAGCCCUCUAAAAAUCUGUGUUCUUGCUAGAUCAUGCAUUAGAGGCAUCAAUCAUCAUACAAAAUAUGCAUGACAAGUCUGCAUUCUUCCAGACCCAGACAUUUUUACAUUUGAUAUAAGAACCGAAGCAGCAACCCGAUUGAAAACGAAAUCAUCGAGAACAUUUCCUCGAAGUCCGCACCGAAGAUUGGCGGCGAUCCGGACAUCGCCGCCAAGAUUUGUGUGAAGGAAGGCGUUGCGAAGUGCGGCGGAUUUUGCGCGAACCCGUUUCUGGGCAGGACGUACUUCUACGAGGGCGAAGGGUUCUUUCCACACGAGGAAGAUGCGCUCAGUGCUGGCGGAGAAGCAGCAGCAGCGGCAGAAGCUCCUCCAACUGCCACAGAGGGUGAACAAGCGGGUUCGGCUGCAGAGGACGUCGCCGAGGACUCAACAGCGGCCACCUCGGGGGAGCCGACACCAGAACCAGAUCAGGGGCUGAUUCAGGACCCGUCCCAGAUGAAAUAUUACAAUGACAGAUGCCACCUCCCCAUAUCAAAUAAACGGAAAUCUGUGAUGCACAUUCUUUGUGGUCACAUUCACAAAUCAGCUUUGUGAUGCUAGAAGGCAAAUAAAGAUGCGGACUGUAGUGCUGGCUAGCGUGGGAAUAAACCUAUGCGUCUCCAGCAUGACAGGAGGCAACUAGACAAGUGGGAAACAGCAUGACAAAUUACCUGCAAGCCAGGCCGCAGCUGCGUCUCUUGGCCUUCUAGCAAUACAAAGCGACUUGUGAUGUACUCAAAUACAGCAUUAGAAAUUUCGGUUCCGAUAUGGGGAGGUGGACGAAUUUUUCCUUUUGAUAUGAGACAACGCAUGUUCUUUGUAUACGAGAACACGCCAAAGUACAAAGACAUGGGGUUUUUUGACACCCUGUCCGAGACCGAACUCCAGCGGGACCGGUAUCGCUUCGAGAACCGGUGUAUCAAAUGCAAAUAUGUCUGGGUCUGGAAAUAACCUGCGAUGCUGAAUUGCGCAUUUUGAUUGCAGCGCUUGCAACAGCAGCCAAGCAUGACAAACUUUCGGAACGCUUUGUUUCUGCUGCGUGGCGCGCAUGACAAAUUGCCUUUCUGCAUAACAAGAAAAGCUCCUGCUCAUUUGCUGCUCAUCCAACACAGAUUUUCCAGGAAUGCAAGAUAAGCAUUACAAGUUGCAAGAACCUUCCAGACCCGGGCAUAUUUGCAUUGCAUACGGUGGUUUUGCUACGCGAACCAGGCACCGAGCGUGGUAACGUACAUGCGAAUAUCCUGUGCAAAAGUAUCGUACUCGCAAUCAUCAUGUUCAUGCGUUUACAAAUCUUUUUCUUGAGGUCAAUCAGCAUUACAAAUUUUAUUUCUCAUGCUGAGGAAAUUUGUAAUGCGUUUUUACGAGUGCGAAUCUUUUGCAAUGCAUAGCGAAACGUGGUGAAAGACGCGGAGCAAAAUGGGGGCGGUCCCAAUGAUGGAAAACUCUACUACCCAAACUGGCGGAGGUAUCGUACGAAAAAACUGUUUCGUUGUGAACAUUUUCUUUGCAAGUUGUUUUGCAUCACAUGUUCGUUACGCAUGACACCGAAAAAAUGGCGUUCGUGUCUCGUCAACACAAGGGAAAAGAACACAAACUAGAGUAAUUCCAUGCCUUGCAUGUGUAGCAAGAAGACAAACACUUCUUCUGUGUUGCAUUCUAUGGACCACAAGUUCACGACAACGAAACAAACGACUUCUUCUUACGAUAGCAGGGCGGAGCUGUUUCCGCCGGGACAACACGGAGGAGGAGAACAAGGCGCGGAUACUAUCCAAAUGAAAAAUCCUCCCUCGCCAUACUUACUAGAACGGAGACUUGUGUAGUAUGGCUUGCUACCACAAAUCACGCUGUCAUGCUAGAAGGCCAAAGAUUCGGAUUGUAGUGGUGGCUGGCGUGGGAAAGCCUUGCAUCUUCAGCAUGAAAGGAGGCAACUGGAAGUGGAAAACAGCAUGACGAACUGCGCGCAAUUCAGGCCACAACUGCGUCUCUUGGCCUUCUAGCAAUACAAGUCGACUUCUCUACGCCAAUCCAGCAUCACAAGUGUCCUUAUUCAAAAUGGGGAGGGGGGAUUUUUUCUUGCAAUAGAUACUGAGGAUCCAGAUGCCGCUACGGUGGACAUCAGCCAGCGUGUCUUCAAGGAAGAUUUUCGCAUAAAGGAUGACGCGCGCACGGCGACCGGGCAGAAUCUCGGAGCGGAUUCCUUCACCACAGACGCAUUAUGCGUUGCAAAAGUAUGAGUAUCGUGGUCGUACUAGUAGUAGGUACACACUGCAUAACAAAUUGACUCAGCAUAAAUGAAAUUUGUAAUGCGGAUUUACCUCAAGAAGUAGCUUUGUGAUGCACAAGCGCAGUUACAAUUAGUACGAAUACGAGUGCGAUACUUUUUUGAUGGAUUAGCAUCGGCCCGGAUCAACUUCCGCGAGGGGGAUGACGAGAGCAACAUUUCCGCGAUGAAGCAAAUCUGUUCGAACUUCACCUAUAUCAAAUGCAAAUAUCCCUGGACGUCUGGCAGGUUGGAACAUGUGAUGCGUCCCGUGGAUCACACGAAAAUCUGUCUUGCGUGAUCACCAAACUACCUUGCCCUUUUCUGACCACCAUGAGCGGGAGUUUCUCAUGCAGGACAGACAUGAUAGAGACCUCGCAGAAACUGUCAUGCUGGAUCCUGCAUUCUAGAUCUCACAGGGCAUGGAAAUUCUGCAUGAAAAGUUUUCACUCUUCCAGACAUCCAGGGAGAUUUGCACUUGAUAAGCUACCAGAGCGGCUUGGCCAAGGACCACUGGCCCGUCGGGGACGCGUGUGACGUAUCCUGUGCAAAAGUAUCGUAUGCUCGUAUUGCAAUAAUAUGCAUUACAAAUUUUUUUCUGAAGCUAAAUCCGCAUUACGAAUUUUAUUUCUCAUGCUGAGGAAAUUUGUGUUGCGCUUGCAUAUAUACAAGUGCGAUACGUUUGCAGUUCAUAUGACGGAUUCUGCUACAACAAAAAGUCAAGAAAAGGCCGGUUCUUCGCCAACCUGUUGGAGAAAAACCCGGAAACGGGCGUGGUGGCACCGAAGAAGGUAUCCUGAGUAAAAACGGAACCCACACCGCAAAGAAAGACGUCAAGAUGGCGAUUUUGCUACACAAAUCAAGAAGUCGUGGCUGUUUCGCAUGACAAAUUUGGACUGGUUAUUGUAGAAGUGCUCUGCGAGGUAGUGCAGACACGACAGCACAAACCGACAACCUAAUCCUGAUUCCAGCAUCACAAACAAACUUCCAGAUAGCAUUUUAGAAAAGGGCUCUCAUGUUGGGGCUGCGCAUGAGAAGCAUUUCAUGCAUGCCACACUGCAUGACCAGUUCCAGUCUUCGUUUUGGGAGGUGGGGACGUAGUUUUUACACAGGAUAGAAGGACAGCGAGCUUUACGAGGACGCGGGGGAGCAGAGCGGAACGAGCGACCAGAUGUCCGAUAUCAAAGUGAAAAAUCCCCCCUCCCCAUAUCAAGAAGAAAUUUCGGAUGCUGGGUUUGCGUAAGUACACAAAUGACGUCUCUCUUGCAGUAUGGGACUGCUACCGGCGCAGCCAGAUUCUCAGCCUGUUUAGGAGUGUAAGAUGCGUCUAGCUGUUUAGCAUGAGAAACGCCGGCCUUGUGGGCCCAACAGCAUGAGAAACUGCAUCCACAAAGCAGCGCACUCAACGGCGCUUGCCUUCUUGCAAGACAGAGCGAAUUUGUGGCCACAAAUCUGCAUCACAAAUUUUCAGAGUGAUGCCUUUUUAAUAUGGGGACGGUGGAUUUUUCUUCACGAUAUCCGAACCCGGGCAAUGGGCGUGCUUCUUUGCCAACGCCAAAGAGCAUGUGGCUUUGACGGAGGAAAACGAGCACGCCGAACUCUUGGCGAAGCGAAAUUUCCUGCACAACCGCGAGUAUUGUGACGAAAAAUCCCCCCUUCCCAUAUUGAAAAGGCGUCCGUUGCGAAAUUUGUGAUGCAGAUUUGUGGUCACAAAUCAUUUUUGUCUUGCAAAGAGGCAAGCGGGGUGGGAUGCGCCGCAUUAUGGAUGCGGUUUGUCAUGCUGCUUGGCCUACGGGGCAGCGCAGGCGUUUCCCAUGCUAAGCAGCUAGACCCUUGCGCACCUAAACAGCCUAAGAAUCUGCCCGCAAUUCCCCACACCAAGACAGACCCCAUUUGUGUACGCAGAGCAUCAGAAAUUUUCUCUGAUUUUCUUUUGAUAUGGGGAGGGGGGAUUUUUUCUCUUGAUAGCGAGUGCUUGACGACGAGCGCGGUGUCGAGCUCGGAGAAGAGCAGUGCCCAUCGCUACACCGGUACGGCCGACUGCACGGACCCGGACACGAAGCUGGGGCACCAGUGGUGCGAACGGUGUACGAAAACGAAGCAGAACCUCCUGUUGCAGUAUCGCAAGAAAAAACUGUUUCACUGUAAGCUUGUAAUGGAGAAAGUGUAUCCGAGAAGUGUUUGUCUUGGUACACAUGCAAGACAAUGGAUUUUUAGCUGUCUUUUCCCUUAGGAAUCUCGCAUGGCAAAUUUUCUCUGCGAUGUAGAGCAAACUUGUGAUGCGGAUCUUCCAAAAUCAUCACAGUGAAACAGUUUUUUGGUGGGAUAUGCAGCCUUCGAUGUUUAAAGCGGCUAUGCACGCUCUGGGCGUGAAUCUGCAGGGCCCGAAACCCCGAUCCCCCUACGGCGCGCUCUCUGCGUCCCAAACCAUCGAGAGCGAGUUGAACUUGGCCCAGACGUUUGGGUCGGCGUUCUACAGUAGUACGAUCCCAACCGCGAGGGUGACGGGAAGUAGUGCGAGUAGUGCCGUCUCGUCCUCGGAUAUCACAGGAAAAAAGUGUUACAGUUACACACUUAUAUAUUGGAGUUUCUGCAUCACAAAGUCGCUCGAAAUGGCAAAGAAAACCUGUGAUGCACAGGCUAUAAGAGAAAACACUUACACGAAUGAAAUGAGGCUGGCAAGCAUUUCCUGCAUGACCACAGAGGUCGUCUGUCUUGCUUGUCUUCCAUAAGAAUGUGUACUUAAACUGUAACACGUUUUUCUCAGGAUAUCGGAAAGCCCAGCGAAGCAGGUGUGCCGCAACGUGGUCAACAAGUUUGUCGGGCGCACGACUUUGCCGACGCUAUCGUAAGGAAAAAUGCCCCUACCCCCGAACUUGGAGGCAUUUGUAUUGCAAACCUUUCCAAAUGAAACAUUCGCCCUCUUGCAUCUAUCAGCAUCACAAAUUUGCCAUGCUGAAUAGCGCAGAUCUGUGAUGCAAAGGAGCCCGACAGCAGGCGGAUCUGUGAUGCAAAAGAUUCCUUGCGCAUCUAGAUUCUGCAUCAGAAUAAAUGCUCGCGCUCCUUUCAUGCAAGACAAAAGCCUUUCAUUUGGAAACUUUGCAUGAGAAACUUUUGCAAAUUCCGGGUUGGGGGCACUUUUCAUUGUAAUAGACGCUGGGCGACAUCUACAACGCAGACGCCGUGGAUAUGGAAUUCUCAAAUCGGUUACCUUCUCAACUGCUGCAUGAAUUUGUGAUGCAAGCACAGCAAAAGAUAAAGGGGGUAGCCUGCCGCUCGAGCUCUCGCGUCACAAAUUUGGCACAGAUGAUCAACAGCCUGUAGUUUAGCUGCACUUGGAGAAUUUGUCAUGCGAAGUAGCCUGACAGUGCCAGUGGUGCGGCAUCUGAUAGCAAUUUUGCAUGACAAAAAUCAAAAUCAUGUCACAGUUGAGCGUGUAACGUUUGAGAAUCUUAUAGUCGAAAGGGGAGAAUCUGUUUGCGGUCGGAGCACGGUGAAGGACGACCAUUAUCUUGUGCAGGUGAAAAAGACAAAAGAUUGGUUCUACUGCUGUGAAAAUGGGGACCAAGCAGGUGGAGAAACAACAAGCGCAGACUCGAGCCAGGCGAGUGGCGCACAGACGGCAAAGCCGCACUUUUUUUGCGAACCGAUCACGGUUACCAAGUGCAAAAAUGUCUGGGUCUGGAAGAGUGCUUGGUAUGUCAUGCAGGUUUUCCAUGACCCGCGCGGUCUGGCAUGCACGGCCUAGCAUGACAGGUUCUGUGAGAUCUCUACCAUGCCUUUCCUGCAUGAGAAACUGCCUCUACGAAACUUGUUUGAAAGUGGACCUCUUUUGGUAAUCAUGCAACACAAAUUUUUCCACGAUCCAGAUGUAGCAUGACAAGUUACACUCUUCCAGACCCAGACAUAUUUGCAAUGCAUAACGGUGAUGCGCAACUCCGCGACCGAUUGCGUGGAACAGAUUGCCGCACAGCAGUUCAAUAUCGCGAGAAGAAAUGGCUUCACGACUGUAAUGGAGAAACUUUUGAUGCAGAAGAUGCAACACAGAAGGGCCGCUUGUCUUGCUACACGUAGCUUUUUUUAGUUAAGCUCUUCUGGGGGCAAAGGCACACAUAAUUUUGUUGUCUAUAUAGUAGAGCAAAGAACUUGAUGUUGAUGUCAUGCGGCAAAGCUUGCGAGAUUUAAACCUCUACGAGUGAAGCAGUUUUUUCGUAGGAUAUUCAAAAGCAGCACUUUAUAUGCAUUGCAAAUAUGUCUGGGUCUGGAAACUUGUGAUGCAAGUCUUCAGUCAAUAACAAAUGCACUGUAAUGCGCCGCCAAGCAUGACAAGUUGCUUCGUGCUUGUGCUUCUGUGCUGCGUAUUCCGCAUGAGAAACUGCGUUUUUGCAUGACAGGCUAGAGAGGCUGUUCGUGGCCACGCAAUACAGAUUUAAGGGCCAUGCCAGAUUAGCAUGACAAAUCUCGCAAUCUUCCAGACCCAGACAUUUUUGCAUUUGAUACUUUACCAAACACCACCACGCUGGAGCAGAAGGAGUCGAAAUGUGCCCAGGUGUGCUUUAUCAAAUGCAAAAAUGUCUGGGUCUGGAAGAUUCUGAGACUUGUCAUGCACGGUUUGCAUGAGCCAUGAUGUCUGUGAUGCAUUUCCUAGCGCCACAGGUUUGUUGAGGGAUUCUUGAUGCCUAUUCCGCAUGACAAAUGCCCUCUCCGCGUAGCAAAAACUAGACGCCCACCUUUGCUGCUCAUGCAACACAAAUUUUUUAGACAUCCAGACGCAGCAUCACAAGUUGCAUUCUUCCAGACCCCGACAUUUUUGCAUUUGAUAUGCUUCAGCCGACUGCGGGACUUCGGGUCCUUUUUCAAGUCGCGCAAAUAUCACGUGGACUGCGUCGAUACGGGGGUGCCCGGACAUAUGGAACUGUUAGGAUUGAAAUCGUCAAAGUUGAAAAGAUUUGCAGUGCAUAAAUCCGAUACCAGUAGGGAGGCCACUUAUCAAGCGGCGCAUGGCAAAUUUUCCGAGCACCGGAAUCCAAUUUGUCAUGCUGCUUGGGCACAGAAGACUGCUUUUGUCAUGCUCCUUUUGCAGCUCCAUGCCAAACCCUUAACAGGCUUACAAUCGGCCUCACUUGCCAUCCCGGCAAGACAGGCAUUCCAUGCAUUGCAUUUUAUGCAUGACAAACCUUUUCAACUUUGACGAUUUCGAUCCUGACACCCCCAUAGGACAGUUGGUGGUCCCCGGCGUCAACCGGAAGGAGGAACAGUCCCGACGGGCGAACGGGAAAAAAGUGCUGACGGGAAGUUUGAAGGUAUCGAAUAGAAAAGACUGUCUCACUGUGAACAUAAACUUGCGAUGCAUAGAAUGGCGACCACAGAAGCAUUUGUCUUGCUAUGUAUACAACAUGCAGGAUAUUAUAGGAUAUCUCGUUCUUGCAUCACGAUGCCGGCCGUGGCAAGUUUUCUUUGUCAUGUGUAAAAACGAACUUGUCUUUAUUAAUACAGUGAAACACUUUUUUCUAUCGAUAAAAUGUGCUGUUUUUGUGACAGUAUCACUCGCUCACGCUCCCAAUAUCGGUUUCAGUAAUUUAACAAGCAGGACGAGCAGAUCAGGACGAUAUCUCCUUCUUUUAUACUUCCCGGCUCUUUUUUGCAAAGCACUAACUGCAAUUUCUUUAUCUCAAAAAAACUACCGUCUUGUGGCACAGAGAAUGGACGACGAUCUCUGCUCCUGCAUUCGACCACUACAACUAAAAGUUGUACUUACAGUUACAAUACAUUCACUUGAUUCCUGGUAGUAUAACACAAACACGUAAGCCUAAGCGAGCUUUUUUUCUGUGUCAGAGAGGCGCAAGACGGUCCUGGAUUGAUGGACGAAAGACCAAUACUAUGGUUGAACAAUCGAUAUCAAAGUACUUGAGAAUAAAGGACAAAUUUGAAGGUGCAACAGCAAACAAGAUUAAAUUAUGGGGACGAGGUCGUACUUACAAAAUUGUUUCUGUUAUAUUUUUUGCUCAAGUAGAGCAUCACAAGUAUACCAGUACGCGGCUUGUUGGUGCCCGAAAAUUGCCCUGGUGCCGCAAUUUGGGCUGCGCGCGCAAUUACUUACAGCGCACUCCUCCCUCUACUCGCGGAGGUAUCACAAGCGCCGCUGCCACCAUGCCGGGCCGCGCGCUCUAGCUUCUAUCGGGG